CAUUUCAUGAAACGUACCAUUUGGCUCCGUCUCAUAUCGGUGAGGGACCAAUUUUGAAGGAACUGGGGGAACAAGCAGUGGUCCGUUCGUUCUCAGUUUGACGAUAAACUGCUCCGUUUCUUUCACAUUAGAGACGAAGACAACACCAAUCAGUGACACGUUCAUUACCGCAAGACGAUAGUUGUAUUCGGAUAAUUCAGCGUUUCAUGUCUGUUAAAAGCAUGGCUGGAUUUGAUCUCGACAAUAGAGACCCAAACAAUCUCAAUGAACAUCUUCAGGUAAUGUGGGACGAUGUCAUUGGAGAACCAGAGGGGAUACGCAGCCCGGAUUGGGCGUGGAACUGUUCCUACAAGUGUUUUCGAGGAACAAAGAACUGCUGUUAUGUUUUGCUGGCUGUCAUUUUUGGUCCAUGCGUGGCUUUCUGCUCGGCCAUCAAUUUUGCCUGCCUGGCGUUUCAGCAUAUUUGGUGUAUUGGUCCGUUCUUGCGAAGUUGGAAGAUCAACUGUUCGUUUGUUCGGUCUUGUUUGAGCAUUGGACUGGCAGCUUCUUGUGGACCUUGCGCCGAAACGUGUGGCCUUUACUUUUCCAAGAUAAAAGUCCGAUAUCAAAGAUUACCCGAUAGAGAUCAUGACGAGAAGGAUAUCAUGGUGGUUUGAGGAGCAACACCCGCAGUAAAGAGAAAGAACCAAUCUAAAUGAAAAUUCAAAUACUGUUUAUGCUCACUUCUCCUAGACCUCACCUUUCAAUAAACAAGAUCGAGUAA
Messenger RNA from Tigriopus californicus, 763 nucleotides. RefSeq names its product caveolin-3-like. The transcript has 3 exons. Gene Ontology annotation, biological process: caveola assembly. Gene Ontology annotation, cellular component: caveola. Gene Ontology annotation, molecular function: molecular adaptor activity. The coding region runs from base 207 to 656 and encodes 149 amino acids. Lineage: Eukaryota; Metazoa; Arthropoda; Copepoda; Harpacticoida; Harpacticidae. The record is from RefSeq and is a predicted model, not a curated record.